AUGACAGCGUUGGAUGUGGCUCUGUCAGACCUCGCCUCACGCGCGGCGGCGGCGCGCUCUGCUGACGGCGCUCGCCUAUCGCUCGGAGAGGGGGUCAGCCUGGCAGUCGCCAAGUUCAAGGAGGUGUACAACAAACCACUCACGUCGGUCAUGUACAUGGCGGGCGUGGCCAUGGCCCCCAGUAUCAACAAGCAGGCUCAGCAGGACAAGGCGGCGAUUGAAAAGCUC
Molecule: messenger RNA, 228 nt
Organism: Monoraphidium neglectum
Lineage: Eukaryota; Viridiplantae; Chlorophyta; Chlorophyceae; Sphaeropleales; Selenastraceae
Exons: 1
Source: RefSeq, a predicted model, not a curated record